CUAUCGGUAUGACCUUUGAGUUGGACAGCAGAAAGGCGAGAACCAUGGCGGCGGUCUUGUUGGCGAGGUUGUGCUUUCGCUGUGUUGUACGCUUUUCUGACCGAGAGUUCAAGCGUUGAAGAAAUAACAUCGUGGAAAUCAAAACAGACGGAGACAUGAGCCAUACCAGUGAUUCUAGCGAGUCAGAUGACGGUGGAGACGAUCAAGAAGGGUCUUCUUUCUCGGAAACGAACAUCGAGGACGCUCUGACAUCCUUCAGAGAACAAUGGCAACGUGAAUUAGAAAUAUCACCUAAGAGGGAUCAAUCCAAGAUGCAAUCUGCGAAAGCAGUUAAAGUUGAUGUUUCUAAUGAUGAAGACUCCAUUGAAAGCAAGGCAAAAAGUUUGUUCUUAAAAGGAAUUGAAUAUGAAGAAAGAAGAAAGUUCUAUGAGGCAAUUCAAUUUUACAAACGUGCUGUGCUAUUAGUUCCUGAUAUUGAAUUUCGUUUAUAUGAAUCAACUAAACUAAAGUCAAGUGAUGAUAGUCACGAGGGAUUUAAUAACGACAUAAACAAUAUUGAUGACAAUGUUAAACGUAAUGAUGAAGAUGAAGAAGAAAGUGAUUUGUUUGUUAAAUUAUGCAAAAUUGUAAAUCAAAAUAAAUGCGUUUGUUUCCCCAAGUUUGAGCAAACUACAACACAUAUUUCUGCUUUACCUAUGGAAAUAGUACUUUAUAUCCUAAGAUGGGUUGUAUCUUCAGAGCUUGACUUCAGGUCUCUUGAAAUGUUCUCCAGAGUAUGCCGUGGAUUUUACAUAGCUGCAAGAGAUACAGAAAUAUGGAGACUUGCCUGUAUUAGAGUAUGGGGAGUAAAUUGUGGUACCUAUAUUCCAAAAUAUCAAUCGUGGAGAGAUAUGUACAUACAACGGCCUAGACUAAGAUAUAAUGGAUGUUAUAUUAGUAAAACCAGUUACAUUCGUGAUGGUGAGAAUAGUUUCCAAGAUCGAUUUUAUAGACCUUGGCAUCUGGUAGAAUACUUCAGGUACCUGAGAUUUUUUCCCGAAGGAAAAGUUUUGAUGCUAACUUCGACUGAUGAAGCCCAAAGUUGUGUAAAUUCUUUAAAAUAUCGCACACCACGGAAUCCAUCGGUUCUUAUUGGCCACUAUAGAUUGCACGAUAAUUGCGUUAUUCUGAUACUCAAGAAACAAGAAAUAAAAGGAGUUAAUACGUAUAGAAAGAAGAAAAAGGAGACUAUGCAUGACAGCGGAGAACAAACAUUUCAUAUUGAAUUUGAAAUUCAGGAUCAUCACAGACGGUUAAAUUCGCAAUUGAAAUGGCUGAGUUAUACUAUAUUCACAAAAUACAGAAAUGGACAUGAAGCAAAAAUGUGCUUAAAGGAACCAUCUGUAAGAGAAUGGAGAGUAUCGGCUAUUGGAGGGCGAUAUCCAUCGCUUAAAUUUAGCAGAGUUAAAAGUUAUACUCAAGAAAGUGAAGCUCCUCUACAAUAAUUAUAACUGAACAAAAUUAUUCUCGUGCAGUGCAGAAUACAUAAUAGAACUGAAAUUUAAGAGAAGACUAUAUUCUUUGAAUGAUUGUUAAAUCGUGUACAUCGCGAACACGUACGUUAAUGUUACAUUCUUCUGCUUAUAAAAAUGUACUAUAAACGAGUCGUAAUGAAAAAGAUACUUUAUUCUUAAUUUAUUAUCAAAAUAUUUCUUAAGUAAUUUUUAUUAACCUACUGUACAAUUCUAAGUUACAGUUUUCUCUUAAAUUCUACCAACUACACUAAUUGUCACAUGAGUAACAUAUUGAACGAUUCAUAGAUUUAAUAUAUUGUUUGUUAUGCACUUGUAUGGUGCUUUGUAUGAUUUCCAUAUAGGUGCUUUUAUUUUAGAAUAUUGUUUCCAUAUUUUUAUUUAUUUAUUAUUUAUGAAAUUUCCAAUAGAAAUAGGAUCAAAGAUAAACAAUUCCAAAGCAAUAGAAUAUAUCAAUAAUUUCAAUCAGACUGUUAGCUAUUGAAGCAUACAAUUGAUAUCGACGAUCAGAUCCGCAAGGACAUAUUUAUGCGCGAUAUAAUAGAUUAAAAAUAUAUUUAUCUAGCACGCAUUACCUACCGAUAAUUUUUUUCUUAGAUAAAAUUUAAAUUUCUCAAAAUUCUUGCGGCUCUGCUCCUUGUGAAUUUUACAUAGAACUUCGUGUCAUAAACAUAUAUAUUCAAUAUAUGGAAGUACAUAUAUGGAAGAAACUGAAAUACGAUUAAUAUAUAUCAAUUAAAUUUAUACUGUUUAUUUUUUAAUCGUAAGACCUACUGACUGCGGAUGUAGUAGGUUAAUUUACACCUGUGUGUGUAAUUUCGAAUGUAAAUGAACCGAUUGUAUAUCCUUUAUUCCCGACAUCUUUAUAUGAAUGAUGAAUUUAUGUCUGAAUAGUUAAAAUCUCUGUGAAACUAAAAGAAUUCCGAUUGAUAUUUUGGAACAGUUUUAUUCGCUUAGACGAAUGGUAUUAACAUUACGACAUGAUAUGUCGAAUCAAAGGAACGAAUGCUCGGGAACACGUCUUGUAAAUUAUUACAGAUCUUGAACUCUUAUAAUUACAAUAAUAAACGUAUUUUUGAUGUG
Messenger RNA from Frieseomelitta varia, 2594 nucleotides. RefSeq names its product F-box only protein 9. Lineage: Eukaryota; Metazoa; Arthropoda; Insecta; Hymenoptera; Apidae. Gene Ontology annotation, cellular component: SCF ubiquitin ligase complex. The transcript has 7 exons. Gene Ontology annotation, molecular function: protein binding. The record is from RefSeq and is a predicted model, not a curated record. The coding region runs from base 156 to 1484 and encodes 442 amino acids. Gene Ontology annotation, biological process: SCF-dependent proteasomal ubiquitin-dependent protein catabolic process.